GCUCGAACAACUCACUGCAUACUCAUGUAUUGCCACUAGGAUCCCCUCUUGUCCGUAAUAGUUCUUUCAUUACAUAAACCGGGACAUAUGUGUAGGAUGGCUUAGGCCCGGCGCACUGAUGCCUGCUAGGAUGCAUAGUGCGACUUGCCCAUCACAUACCCCAAACUCUGAUCACGAAGAGAGGUGUAGGUAAAUGGCAGAUGACUGGAUCUGCAUCUCUGGCGCUGGUCUGUUUAAGAACGUGAGCGAACCCUCCUUCAAACAUGAUUAUCAGUUCUCAUCCCCCAAUCCAUUCUACUGCGUUCUAUCUUGAAUAUUAGUCACCUUUUUCAUAGUCCCCUUCCUGAUAUGAGGGCCCAAAUUCUUCUUGCCAUUCUACCCUUCUUUUCCAGCGUUCUGGCCGACCGCAACCAGGCCUGGAGUGAAGUUUGCAGGAGCUCCCCACCCAGAGAUACGGCUACGAUCCAAAACGUGGAGUUUAGAUAUAUCUGCGACCAAAGCUGCGCAGGUCCGGUUCAAGUCCCAGGAAUUUACGAUCAUCCGAAUGACUGUGCUGCGAAAAUCACCUCUUCCUCGGACGAGCGUGUCGCUUGGAGGCGCUCUAACGGAGGUUGCUGGAAGUGCACAGAGCCUGGAACAUCACCGAAUAGUAACAAUGUUCUAGUGAUGGAAAAAGUACCGGAAGAUCCUUUUGGUCCUGAACCUGUUAGCCAGGAGCUGUAUGAUCAGUGCAAGCUGGAUCGUGACCAAUGCAGGCAGCAACUUGACCUGUGCAAGCAGGAGCGCGAUAAUUGCCAGGCUGGACCUGGGGAACCAGACCCAGUCCCGAACACUACUCCCGCAUGUGGCCAGACGCAUAGCCAGGGUACGUCUAAUUGGGCCGUCACUUGCGGAGAGUUGGCAACUGGCACCACUCAGUCGGACCAGACGAGACUCACCGUGGGUAGCCUUCAGGGAUGUAUUGAUAAGUGCGACGCUCGGCGGAGCGCCGGCCAGAGCUGCGACAGGGCUGCUUGGAUAUCAACGUUCACAAGCAAUGACUGUCUAUUGUCCUGGGGUCCCAUAAAGUGGGUUCCCAAUGCAAAUGCUCAAUCAGCGGGCACCCAGGCCCAUGACCUGCUAGCCUGCGUGGCAGCCCUGGAGGAAGAUCCCCAGGAUGCCACUGAGCAGCGUGUGCAGGUCAUCUGGGCCACCAUGGAGCAGGUUGCCCGUAAGAGCCAGCAGACAGUCCAGCAUUGCGGCCAGGCCAUCCGGGUGGAAGCCGUCCGGUCUGAAAAGGGGCAGACCCCAUACCGGCUGCUGCUGGCAUACAUGGAUGAGGCUGUGGUCCAGAAGCAUGUCCAUCCAUGGCAGCAGAUAUUAGUAUUCAUUACCCGCAUGCAGGCCCUGCAUGGCUGGACCAGCCUGAAAUAUGGGAUGACCGCGCGGCAGCACCAGAAAUGGCGGUAG
Messenger RNA from Aspergillus novofumigatus IBT 16806, 1449 nucleotides. RefSeq lists its product as uncharacterized. Lineage: Eukaryota; Fungi; Ascomycota; Eurotiomycetes; Eurotiales; Aspergillaceae. The record is from RefSeq and is a predicted model, not a curated record. The transcript is spliced from 4 exons. The coding region runs from base 349 to 1449 and encodes 366 amino acids.